Messenger RNA from Hippocampus comes (tiger tail seahorse), 2265 nucleotides. It is a transcript of the gene ccdc126, whose product is annotated as coiled-coil domain containing 126. The transcript has 3 exons. Lineage: Eukaryota; Metazoa; Chordata; Actinopteri; Syngnathiformes; Syngnathidae. The record is from RefSeq and is a predicted model, not a curated record. The coding region runs from base 816 to 1292 and encodes 158 amino acids. Gene Ontology annotation, cellular component: membrane.
CUCAUUUUACUCAUUAAGUUAAAAUCGAAAUAUUGUAACACGGAAAUGUUUCUAACUCGUAAUCGAGAGUUAAAUGAGUGAUUUCUCUGUCACUGUCCCCUUUUGUCAUCCGCGGGUCAAACGAAAGGCAGUAACGACUACAAGUCCCACAAUGCCUUGCGGUGACGCACAGCGAACCUUCAAGGGAACCGUGACGGUCAGCCCACUUGCGUGCAACAUUUCCAGCUGUGCACUUUAGCCUACUGAGUCGCAGAGCGUUUUUCGGAGCUUAGCAGAAGAAGCAAUUAAAUGUUCGACUCUCGGGUCAUGAUGACCGGCUAACUUAAACAUAGAGACGGUGGAGACUUGAUGUUUUGUUUUGGUUUGUUUUAUUUUUGUUCUUUAACCGGCGACCGCAGCAACCCUUUCACGUCAUCCUUUCGGGGUUUGGAGCCCUCAUCUUCCUUCGUUUGGCUGCAGCAUGGCUAUUAUAUCACCAACUUCGAGAUAACCUCGGGUGCAGGAAGCCUGAGGUUGUCCAACGCCGUGUGAGCAUCCUAUCCAAGCCCCCAUUCUGCUAUGGUGGGCAGCCAACCACCAAAGAUUGAGGGUCUCCUCGUCUAGGAGAAUCCAAGUCGAGCAUUCUUGCGCUUCACGGGUAUCGAAGAUUACCUCGUACUGCGACAUUUGUGAACUCUGGACUUCUCCCUGGGAAUCGACAACAAAAACACUUGAGAAAUCGAUCACCUGUCACGCCGAAGCAACGAUAUCGAGGCCGUUCACAUCCGACGGCAGCAAGCGUUCCCGUUUCCUGCUCCUUCACCAUCCCCAGUAUCAUGCUUGGCACUCUCCUGAGACGCAACAUGUCGCAGAAGCUGAGUGUGCUGCUCUUACUCUUUGGUCUGGCGUGGGGACUCUUGUUGCUCCGCUACACCGUGCAGCAACCUCGCCACCAGAGCAGCACAGAGCUCCGCGAGCAGAUACUGGAGCUCAGUCGGCGAUACGUCAAGGUCCUGACCGAGGAGAGCCAGAACGCUCCCGGUGGGCCGCAGGGGACCACCAUGGCUGGUUAUGCGGAUCUGAAGAGGACAAUAGCGGUGCUGCUGGAUGAUAUCCUGGAGCGCCUGGUCAAACUCGAGGGGAAAAUUGAAUUGGCUGCCAAUGUGUCUCUCACCAACGCCUCCCACGGGACCGUCCUCGCUUCCACUCCCGCCGCCUUGCAAAGAGCCUCCCACCAGGAGCGAGCUAGCAGUCAUCAUGGGACGUCACGCUUCAACCCACAAAGCCCCAACAAGCCUCAGCAACAUCUUUGAGUUUUGUUUUGGUAGCCGUGUUGACUGCUCUCUUGGCACAUCCCACUUUUUCUGAAUUUAUCCCAGGACGUCCGCAGACUUGGAAGGAACUGAUGCUUCUUGGAAAGCCAAAAGGAGGGAAAACCUUUUUGCCUUCACUUUUUUUUGCGCCACAGUAUUUAUUGUAUCGGAUCAAGAUUGCAGCGUGCAUUUUUAUAUUUCAAUUUUGCAUUUUUAUAUAAUGGCAUAUUUGAAUCGUAUUACUAGUACUGGCUUCAAACUAUGUAUCGCCCGUUGUGGAAACUGCAGUGCAAGGCUCUAGGCACAUUUUGGGCUCACAGUAGUAUACAACUUAACAAUAUUAUGUCAACCUGCUGAACUCAACAGAAUGCUCACAAUAUGAAUUGCUGUAUUUGUGCUGUGGACUAUUGCUCCAUGCAAUAAAAUAUGAUUCAUCUCUUCUUAUCUUACAUUUAGUUGCAUAGACGUAAUCCAAAGACUGUUCAGCCUCAAUCUGAAGCUCGUGAUCCAACAGAUGAAUCUCAUUUGCCGCUGAAAUGUGCCCCCUUCCCUUUACUUGCCUUGGGAGUGAUUUCACUCAAUGUAGAAUGGAAUGAAUGUACUGCAAGGUCAGUAUCUUUGGUGCUGUGAAGACGACUGACCAUCUGCUAAUACGCGUUCAGGGUUCAUGUUGCACUGUGACUGUAGACAUUUUAUAAAAAUUAAUGGGCUAAUCCACUUUUGGUAGUGCUGUUAUAUUGUAUGUGGGAGGCGAUUGUUACCUGCUGGAGGAGUCUUUCAAUCUCUGCUUGGUGAACUAUCCCAUGCAGAUUACAAACCUUUCAAAUGCGCAUCAUAAUGAUGCCUGUUAACCGUACUAGAUUUAACCAACAAAUGUGGGCUAUAGACGUAAUGUCUCACUUGUUCUGCUUCACUGGCACAGUUUUAACUGUACCGUUAGUCCACCAGACUCAAUAAACUGGUUCAAAUAUGA